GUGGGCCCUCCUGGGGAUCAAUUGCAGCAUUUUAACAGCCUCCACUGGCAACACAGGUGUCCCCUAUCCUGCAGUGCCAUCUCUGUGGGACUUCAGAUCCACAGGUAGAGAAACCCUUAGACAGAGGAGAUAGAAGGAGAUUCCAAACCAGGCCCUCGGAGCAAGGAAGAGCCUUCUAAUGGAUCGUUGCCAGGUAGCAGGCAACAGCUCCCCAGAGUUUAUGACUACUGUGCCUGCAGCAUCAUGGCCACGUACCUGUUCCUCCUGGGCCUUUUCCUGCUGCUGCCAUGCCCUGUCCCUGCUCCCUGCUACACUGCCACUCGGUCAGAAUGCAAGCAGAAGCGCAAGUUCGUGCCAAGUGCAUGGUUAGCUGGGGAAGGCAUGGAUGUGACCACCCUCCGCCGCUCUGGCUCCUUCCCAGUGAACACAUGGAAGUUCCUGAGGCCAGACCGCACCUGCACCCUCUGUAAAAACUCCCUAAUGAGAGAAGCUAUACAGCGCCUACCCGUGGCAAUCGCCCACUGGAGGCCUGACAGCUCAUACUGCAGGCGUAACAUUGCCACAGUCAAGGUCAGCUCCACGGAGGGCGUGGCCCGGGAGGCAGCUGCUAAUAUCAAGAACGACUGGCAUGUGGGUCUGGAAGUUAACCCAAAGCCGGAAGCAAGCGUGCACGUGUCCAUGGCCGGCUCCCACUCCCAGGUAGCCAAUUUUGCAGCCGAGAAGACCCAUCAGGACCAGUACAACUUUAAUACUGACACAGUGGAGUGUCGCAUGUACAGCGUUCGCCUGGCACAAAAACCUCCACUGCACUCUGACUUCAGAAGGGCACUCAGAGCCCUUCCCCCCACCUUUAACAGCUCCACAGAGCAUGCAUAUCGCAGGAUCAUCUCCGCCUACGGCACCCACUUUAUUUCGGCUAUGGACCUAGGUGGCCGCAUCUCAGCCCUCACGGCCCUGCGUACCUGUCAGCUGACCCUAAACGGGCUCACAGCUGAUGAGGUAGCAGACUGCCUGAACGUGGAGGCCCAGGUCAGCAUCGGUGGCCAAGCCAGCGCCUCAAGCGAAUACAAGGCCUGUGAGGAGAAGAAGAAACAGCACAAAAUCACCACCUCUUUCCACCAGACCUACCGCGAACGUCACGUCGAAGUGCUCGGUGGCCCCCUUGACUCCAAGCAUGAUCUGCUCUUUGGGAACCAAGCUACACCAGAGCAGUUCUCAACCUGGGUAGCCUCACUGCCCAGAAGCCCUGGACUGGUGGACUACAGCCUGGAGCCCCUGCACACAUUACUGGAAGACCUGGACCCGAAGCGGGAGGCGCUGAGACAGGCAAUCAGCCAUUAUGUGAUGAGCAGGGCCCGCUGGCGGAACUGUAGCCGGCCCUGUGGGCCAGGCCAGCAUAAGAGUAGUCGUGAUUCAUGCCAGUGUGUGUGCCAGGAUUCGAAGGUCCUCAACCAGGACUGCUGUCCACGCCAGAGGGGCUUGGCCCACCUGAAUGUAAGCAAUUUUGAGGCAAAGGGUCUGUGGGGAGACUACAUCACUGCUACUGAUGCCUACCUAAAGAUCUUCUUUGGUGGCCAGGAGUACAGGACGGAAGUCGUGUGGAACAAUAACAAUCCUAGGUGGCCUAAAGUGAGGGACUUUGGGAAUGUGCUCCUGUCUACGGGGGGACCCCUCAGGGUGCAGGUCUGGGAUGCUGACAAUGGCUGGGAUGAUGACCUUCUUGGUUCAUGUGACCAGAAACCCCGGUCUGGUUCCCAUAAUGUGACCUGUCACCUGAACCACGGCAGACUAGAAUUCCACUACCAGGUCCAGUGUUUGCCCCAUCUCAUUGGAGAGACCUGCCUGGAGUAUGCCCCCUACGGGCUUCUGGGAGAUCCUCCAGGAAACCGCAGUGGGGCCGUGUGGUAAAAAUAAUAAUAACAUGCAUGAGAGCUGGGCGUAGUAGCACACGCCUUUAAUCCCAGCAUUGGGGAGGCAGAGACAGGUGGAUCUCUAUGAGUUCGAGCCCAGCCUGGUCUACAUAGUGAGACCCUGUCUCAAGAAAGCAAGCAACAAAACUGGGAUGCUCAACUGACUUCUCCCGGGGAUCCACAGUGGCUCUAAUAUGCAGUAAAGUGACCGGAGCCUGUCACUAGAGUGGCUGAGUUUGUACCAUAGAGCUCUGCUGACUCUCCCUUCCACACUGCCUCAGCCCCCAGUGUCCCCAAGCUUGGCAACUACUGCUGCUCAGUGUAAACCUUGGCCAGAAGCCCAGCCCAAGGCCAGAUGCUGUCUCCACCCAGCUUCAAAUCCCUCCCUCCUUGGCAUAGCAUGAUCAUCUGUCAGACAAUUCCUGUGUCGCCAUUCCUAUGUGCCUUUUGUCCCUCGUUCUGCUCCUGAUGAAUAAAGGUCUGUGUCAGCAAGCACAUGACGUGACAGCGGACUAUAAAUAUGAUGUGACAGUAAGUAUGCUGGUGGCCUGGUGGCAGAGAAGAGGGGACAAACGAUGCCCUGAGAUAGGCGUCUGUGUUCAACAACCAGUUUUAUAAAAUGGACAGUCAGAUACUGGAAGUGAACUGCUUUCUCUAAUUCUGCUGGUUAUGCGCGACCCCCACCCCUCAUCCUCUGAGUCAAGAAACAGUAGCAUAAAUGUGGCAAUAAAUCAUGAUAGGCA
Molecule: messenger RNA, 2653 nt
Organism: Apodemus sylvaticus (European woodmouse)
Lineage: Eukaryota; Metazoa; Chordata; Mammalia; Rodentia; Muridae
Product: perforin-1-like
Exons: 5
Coding region: 244-1908 (554 amino acids)
Biological process (GO): leukocyte mediated cytotoxicity
Molecular function (GO): calcium ion binding; pore-forming activity
Source: RefSeq, a predicted model, not a curated record